CAACUCAGUUCAGAUAUCCCAACUUCGGUUAAGCACUGCACAUCAAGAGACAGUCACAUAGCAUAGCAUUCUGUGUGCAUUCCAACUAUUGCCAUAUUCCUCGCUUAUAUCUCUAACCGUUGGACUAUCGAUGGCUUCGUUGAUUUUCAUCUCGCUGUUGUGUGCAACGAUUCUGGAGCAGUAUGUGUCCGAAAAACCUUCCAACUCGUCUGUGACAUACAAUGCUGGGGCAGAUCUGAAGGGCCAGAUGUUCAGUGUGAACAGGGACAGCUGGGUUCAGCUGCAGGCCACUGGUGUUGGUACAUUGACUUCCUUCACGGUGUGCCUGCGACAAAUGUCUGAAUCUGAGACAAACCAGAGAUUCUUCACUCUCAAUAUGAACGGCCAGUUCAUCUCACUCGUGGGCAAUGUCGCACAGAUGAAUUUGACAGUUGGGGGGGACUCUGACUUGUUCAAUAACUUCUUCUACAUGUACAGUAAGAAUACACCCUGGAUCGCACUGUGUUCCACUUGGACAUCCAGCACUGGGAUGGCCCAGGUUUGGAUGGAUGGAAACCCCAGCGUCAGGAAAGGGCUGUGGAGAAAUCAGGUGUUCUCGGGGCAGCCUGUCCUGGCAUUAUAUGGAUUUGUUGGCCAGGUGACAGACGUACAUGUAUGGAGCUAUGUACUUACCCCCUCUGCCAUUGCCAGCUUCUCUAAGGGGUCCGUCAUACAGCAGGGCACGGUGCUGAACUGGCGGAAUGUGCAGUACUCCACUAGUGGGUAUGUGGUCCUGGAGCCAAUGCAAUUCAGUGCGAAAGUAGGAAAAGCCAACCAAAACGAAAUACAGCAAGGAAACAAGAUGAGAGGGAGGGUGAUGAGGCAGGGCACUGAGAGAGCACUGUAAGGUAUUGGCUUAAUUCUGUAAAAAUCUAUGAACAGGUUUUUACAGAAUUGGUGGUUGUUUUCAAAACAGUCUGUUUGAGCUCUAUUCUCAUUAGAAAACGAUUGUUUAUUCAGAUAAACAAGCCACUGUUUUUGUCAGAAAUUUGUAUUUUAUUUUCAGGUUGAUGGAAUUGAUUUAAGCAUUUUAAGUCUCUGCACACAAUAAUAAAGACUCCUAUUCAGUCCCUUUUGGCCUUCUCUGGGUCCACACACCUGAUUUUCAAGUGUUUUUUCUGUGAUUAGCAAAUGCAUUUCAUGUACCUUUUUACAGAAUCAUAAUGGUGUUUUUAAUAUUUUAUUCAAUGUCACAUGAAAAUUCACGAACUUUCUAUAUGCUUACACAUUCAUAUUGGUGUCUUGUCCAAAUAAAAAGGGGGCAGUUUUCCCAAACCCA
Molecule: messenger RNA, 1318 nt
Organism: Conger conger (European conger)
Lineage: Eukaryota; Metazoa; Chordata; Actinopteri; Anguilliformes; Congridae
Product: C-reactive protein-like
Exons: 3
Coding region: 131-886 (251 amino acids)
Source: RefSeq, a predicted model, not a curated record